Ogataea philodendri is the source of this 2403-nucleotide messenger RNA. RefSeq lists its product as uncharacterized. The coding region runs from base 1 to 2403 and encodes 800 amino acids. The transcript has a single exon. Gene Ontology annotation, molecular function: hydrolase activity, acting on acid anhydrides, in phosphorus-containing anhydrides; ATP binding; DNA helicase activity. Gene Ontology annotation, cellular component: nucleus. Gene Ontology annotation, biological process: establishment of sister chromatid cohesion; nucleobase-containing compound metabolic process. The record is from RefSeq and is a predicted model, not a curated record. Lineage: Eukaryota; Fungi; Ascomycota; Pichiomycetes; Pichiales; Pichiaceae.
AUGGUGGAGGUGGAGAUCCAUGAUCGACAAUUUAACCACCCGUACACGCCGUACGACGUGCAAGUCCGUUUGAUGGAGGCCAUCUACGAUACCAUGGCCGGUGGAUUCAAGGUGGGCAUCUUCGAGAGUCCCACGGGAACGGGUAAGACACUGUCUAUCAUAUGUUCCACUAUGACGUGGUUACGCGAGCAGAAACAACGCGCAAACGCUAUUUUGGAGGACGAUGACGAUGAUGAGCCCGAAUGGAUUCGCAAAGCGUACCGUGACAAGAUCAUUGGCCGUAUGGUUGCUGAUGCCCAGGCGUACGAGCGACAUUUGGACGAGCUAGCCAAGACCGAUGGCAAGCAGAUCGUGACACAGUUGGAGGAGGCCUCGCAUGUUAAUAAACACAGAAAGAUCACCAAGGAUGAAGACCUGGUGCCGGAGGAUUACUACGAGGACGAAUCGCUCGAAGACAGAAACACAAAGAUUAACAACGAGAUCAAGCAGUUGAUGGCCAAAGUGGAGGGAAAGACAGGCUCGCACGACAAGGCGUCUCAAUUAAACCAUAUCAGCUCGAAAGUCUAUUUUUCGUCGCGUACACACUCGCAAUUGAGCCAGUUUGCCCAGCAACUAAGACUCACGCAUUUUCCGUCUUCGCUGGAAGGAGUUGAUGAAAAGACAAAGUAUCUGGCCCUUGGGUCGCGACGCCAGCUGUGCAUUAACGAGAAGGUGAGCUCUUUGAAGGACGUGCAACAAAUUAACGAAGCGUGUUUGGAUCUUCAGCGGAAGAAGGACGGAGAAAAAGGGUGUCAGUUUAUGCCCAAAGAUGACGAAUUGACCACGCAGUUUCGAGACCUCAGUUUCUCGGCUAUUCACGAUAUCGAAGAGCUGCACGAUAUCGGGUCUCACUACAAAGUUUGUCCGUACUACGGGUCACGUAAAGGAUUCGAGGUUGCAGAAAUAGUCUCGCUACCUUACCAACUAUUACUCCAAAAGACUACGCGACAGGUGCUGGGGAUCGAUCUCAGAGACAGCAUUGUUGUGAUCGACGAGGCACAUAAUUUAUUAGACACCAUUUCAUCGAUGAACUCGGCGCAGAUCUCGCUGUCUGAGCUGUUGGAAGUUCGCAAAGCAUUGAGGAAUUACACCACAAAGUUUUCAGCCAGACUGAACGCCGGGAACCGGAUCAAUCUUGCGAAAUUGUCCAAGAUGAUUACUAUUCUGGCCAAGUUCCUGCUGAGAGGCGAAGGGAAGAAAACUCCAGGGACGGAAAUCGACGUGACUGGGAUAUUUGACGAUACUACAGGAGACCUUUUGAAUUUUCACUCGUUGGAAACGUAUCUGACAAAGAGUAAGAUCGCAUACAAGGUUGAGAGCUACAUGGAGCAGACUCAAGAAGGGUACAAGUCAGGAACACCUAUUCUGUUCAAGAUCCGGUCGUUUCUCGAGUGUUUGUCAAACCCGUCCAAGAGCGGUAAGUUGUUCUACGACCGCGAUUCCAAUAACGGUGUUGCAUUGAAGUAUCUUCUACUAGACCCGAGCGAGGCUUUCAGAGACGUUGUUGAGGAGUGCAAGUGUGUGAUUCUUGCUGGAGGAACGAUGGAGCCUGUUGCUGAUUUCACAAACUUUCUGGUGCCGUACAUUGACGAAAAACGGAUCAAGCACUUCAACUGUGAUCAUAUCAUCCCGGCCUCUAAUCUGGACGUGUAUCCAGUCACGAAUAAUGCAAGAGUCGAGUUUGAGUUUUCGUUCGAUAAGCGGAACGAUAAGCGAAUGAUCAGCUCUUUGGGAGACACUAUUCUGCAACUGAUCAAGGUUGUUCCCGACGGAAUGGUGGUGUUCUUCCCCAGCUACAAAUACCUUGACCAGCUGGUCGACUCGUGGAAACAGAGCGGGCUUUACGAGCGAGUUGCACGGGUCAAACCUAUUUACACAGAGCCACGCGAGAGUACUGUUGAUCGCGUUUUGCAGGAGUAUUCAAGCAGCAUUGCUCAGAAGAUGGGUGCUGUUCUGUUUGCUGUUGUUGGUGGCAAGAUGUCUGAGGGAAUCAAUUUCUCUGACGAGCUGGCCAGAGCCGUGAUGAUGGUGGGACUACCGUUUCCAAAUCUGAUGAGCGGAGACCUAAUAGCCAAGAGAAAGUACGUGGAGACGGCUACCUUGGAGCGAGGUGGCACACAGCAGGAGGCCGUUGCAAACGCACGGGACUUUUACGAGAACAUCUGCAUGAAAGCUGUGAAUCAGAGUGUUGGUCGUGCUAUCAGAAACAUAAAGGACUACUCGGUGAUAUAUCUGGUGGAUGUUCGAUACGAGCGACCAAACAUCCAAUCGAAACUGUCGAGUUGGAUCAGAAAACGUCUGGAGACCGGUGGGGAAGUUUCCAGUGUGGUUGGCAAGACACGGCGCUUUUUUGCCGCCAAAUAA